AUUUACAGCACCUCCUUAUCUGAGCCUCCUCCUCCAGGGUAUGAAGAGGUGGAAGAGGUUGUCCCACCUUAUAGUGCUUUCUCAGCCCAAGGCAUGCCAGAGGGAGAUCUGGUGUAUGUGAACUAUGGCAGCAUUGAAGACUUCCAGAGAUUAGAGCGAGAGAUGGGAAUUAACUGCUCUGGGAAAAUUGUCAUCGCCAGAUAUGGGAAAAUCUUCAGAGGAAACAAGGUUAAGAAUGCUGAGAUGGCCGGUGCCAAAGGGGUUAUUUUAUACUCUGACCCUGCUAAUUCUUGUGCCCGUGGAGUCGCUCCUUACCCAGAUGGUUGGAAUCUUCCUGGAGAUGGAGCCCAACGUGGCAAUGUGCUAAUCCUGGACGGGGCUGGGGAUCCACUUACUCCAGGGUAUCCAGCGAAAG
Messenger RNA from Pogona vitticeps (central bearded dragon), 415 nucleotides. Lineage: Eukaryota; Metazoa; Chordata; Lepidosauria; Squamata; Agamidae. The record is from RefSeq and is a predicted model, not a curated record.